Messenger RNA from Penicillium nucicola, 3597 nucleotides. RefSeq names its product histone methyltransferase SET1 (gene set1). The transcript is spliced from 2 exons. Gene Ontology annotation, cellular component: Set1C/COMPASS complex. The record is from RefSeq and is a predicted model, not a curated record. Bases 1 to 3597 code for a protein of 1198 amino acids. Lineage: Eukaryota; Fungi; Ascomycota; Eurotiomycetes; Eurotiales; Aspergillaceae. Gene Ontology annotation, molecular function: nucleic acid binding; histone H3K4 methyltransferase activity; protein binding.
AUGUCACGCGCCUCCGCCGGCUUUGCAGAUUUCUUCCCAACCGCCCCAUCGGUCCUUCAACAGAAACGUUUCAAAACGUCGCAAGAACGACAAUUUAAACAUGCCGAAGGCGAAGAACUUCCUGAAGAGAUUCCCGGCUCUUUAGGGCCCGCGGGCUCAAGCGCAUCAGCCACCGUCGAGACCUCGGAAGAUAACAGCGAAGCUCGAAAGAAUUUAGCCCUCAACGGGGUCGGCUUGAUCGUCCCUGUCAAUGAAAAUGGGUUGGAUGUGGCUGAGCUACCCGCGGCGCCUACGACAAAUUCGCUCCUAUCCCAAAUCGACACCUUGACGCCGCUCACCAAUGCCGAGUCAUCACCUCCGUGCAAAGUAAGCAGUCCAUCGCAGUUCAAGGUGGCCGAUAAACCGCUUCCAGUCACUUCAGCACGAGCCAAUCUUGAACAUUGCAAACCAUCCAUCACUCCCAUCCAUACCCCUCCCACUCCCCAAUCACAGACACGGCAUGAAUAUCAUGUGCGAGGCUGCAAGGCCGUGUACGAUCCCGAUCUGGAUAAGCGAGCACUCUCUAAAGACAAACGCAAAAAGGCCGAAUACGUCGAUAUUGUCUACGCGCCAGGUGAUUAUCCUUCCGACCCACGUCUUGCAAUCGCCAACUAUACCCGUGGAUCCAGCUGCAAGCAAAAGACAAAGUACCGCCCCGCGCCUUACACUUUGAAGCCAUGGCCACACGAUGCGGCAAGCAUAGGUCCAGGGCCUCCAGUUCAGGUCGUCGUCACAGGAUUUGAUCCUUUGACCCCGAUUACUCCGAUCAGCGCGCUUUUCUCAAGCUUUGGAGACAUCGCCGAAAUUCAAAAUCGUACGGAUCCUAUCACUGGUCGAUUUCUUGGGAUCUGUUCCAUCAAGUACAAGGAUAGCGUCUCAUCCCGGGGAAGUGGCCCCGUUUCGGCAUCCAACGCUGCAAGGCGUGCAUAUCUUGAAUGCAAAAAGGAACAACGAAUCGGAACACGCAGGAUCAGAGUCGAUUUGGAUCGUGAUGGCAAAAUCUCGGACAGAAUGGCCGCCAAGGCUGUCGAAUCUCAACGAUCAGCCUCUAAAAGUAACAAUCAAGAUGCCAGCGACACGAGACAAGAUACGCAAGUGAAGAAAAGUGAGCCGCCACCAACCGCACCUAAAGGUCCUUCGGGUCGGUCCUCAAUUCGACCCGGGGUUGUCAUUCCAGAAGGACCCAGGGCUGGUGUUCGAUCUCCUGUCGUACAGUCCCUAGUUGAAGAUACUGCCAUUUUGAGUCAGAUCAAGCGCGAUCCAUACAUCUUCAUUGCCCACUGCUAUGUCCCAGUUCUUAGCACAACGGUCCCGCAUCUGAGAAAGAGGCUCAGACUCUUUGGCUACAAGCACAUUCGUUGUGACAAGACCGGAUAUUACAUCAUCUUUGAAAACUCACGACGAGGCGAAGAAGAAACGGAGCGAUGCCAUAGACAAUGUCAUAUGCAGCCAUUGUUCACAUAUAUCAUGAACAUGGAGAGCCAACCUUACGGGAACCCUAACUACGAGCGAAGUCCGAGCCCUGAACGUCUGCGGGCUGAUCGACGAGACAAGGCGGAAAAAGAACGGAUAAGGAAGGAAGCUGAUUUAGAUAUCGAGGAAGAGAAAAAGCAACGGGCAAUCUUCUUGGAUCCAUGUCGGGAAGUGCUUUCAAUCAUUAUCCGCGACCUGAGAGACAAGCUCCUUGAGGAUGUCAAGUCACGCAUAGCGGGCCCGGCUCUCUAUGAUUAUCUGGAACCGGGCAAACAUGCCUCUAGAAGAGAGAAGCUGGGCAUUCCGGAACCCGAAGGUACCAAAAGGUCCGUAUUUCGGAUUGACAGUGCUCUUGGCACCCCUGACUCUCGAUCUGAACUUUCCGGUGGACGAGACCCUCUUCGGUCCUCGUCAGGUCUUAAUAUUCUUGCUCUUCCUCGGAUCCGAAAGGCACAUGGUCUUGACCGUGUUGGUGCUGCUUUCUUGGACGAACGACGAAGACAGCCAUCACGAAAGAAAGAAGUCCGACCUCUGUAUCAUCGCUUACAGCAAUUACAUGAUGAUGAAGACUCAGAUGACGACCAGCGCACCCCUGUUACGAGAGACAUUGACGAGCGAGAAAGUCGACCACCCAGCCGCGCAAGCUCUGCAUCGUCAGAGUUUGAACAGGACAACGAUUACCAGUCUGAUGACUUGAGAUCAUUGCAAGAAAGCGAAGAGCAGGGAGCUGUAGCUGUCAACACAGAUGUCGAGCGACUUCCUGAUGAUUUCGACGACUUGUCCCCUAGGUCUCGCAAGAGGAAACGGCUGACUGGAGAACCUGACGCACGCAAGAGGCAGCGACAGGACGAUGAGCUUUUCGGGAUUGACUCGGCUGGGCAUACUCACACCGAUAUCGAUCUGGAUAUUCCUGCUACCAUUAUUGAAGAUUAUACAGCGGUUGACAGCAAAUUUAGCGGCAAUGAACCGGACGAUGAAGUUGCCGAAUACCUCACAACCAAGGACUUCGAGCGCGAUGAUUUGUCUGUUGGCGAAGCCUACAAAGUGGACUCCGUCGAUAAACCCAAAACAGAGAUUGAAUGGGGUGUCUCCAGGGAUGAACCCCGUGCGACAGUUGAAGACGAUGAAAACAUCGUUUUGGAUUUGGACGGUUGGCAGCAUCUGGUGAAGGACGACGAAGACUUACGAUUCUUGCGGGAAAUUUUACUGGAUCAGUCAGAAUCCCGUAUUGGAAACCUCGCCGCGUGGGGUUGGAAGCAAAAGGAGAUCAAGACUCUCAACGGCCUGGAAACUGGAACUACACAAGAUGCCAUCAGUAUUUCUGGCUAUUAUGUUCCAAACCUUUCUGGAGCCGCUCGAACCGAAGGACGAAAAAGGAUUCUUGAGGCCGAAAAGUCCAAAUACCUACCUCACCGUAUCAAGGUCCAAAAGGCUCGGGAAGAGCGUGAAGCCAACGCGAAAGCAGAUCCCCAGGCAGCUGCAGCAGAAGCCGCCAGAAUUGCAGCUGCCAAGACCAUAUCCAAAUCGACAUCCCGGUCGACACGAGUCAACAAUCGUCGACUUAUUGCAGAUAUCAAUGCACAGAAGCAAGCCCUGCCGACUUCAAGCGGCGAAGGAGAUGUGCUUCGUUUCAAUCAGCUCAAAAAGCGCAAGAAGCCGGUUCGCUUCGCUCGCUCUGCAAUUCACAACUGGGGCUUGUAUGCCGAGGAGAAUAUCACUGCCAAUGAUAUGAUCAUUGAGUACGUCGGCGAAAAAGUCCGUCAGCAAGUUGCAGACAUGAGAGAAAGGCGAUACUUGAAAAGCGGUAUUGGCAGCAGCUACCUCUUCCGAAUUGAUGAGAACACUGUGAUUGAUGCCACCAAAAGAGGAGGAAUCGCACGUUUUAUCAACCACAGUUGUACACCUAACUGCACUGCGAAAAUUAUCAAAGUGGACGGCAGUAAACGAAUUGUGAUUUAUGCGCUCAGGGACAUCGAACGAGAUGAGGAGCUCACCUACGAUUACAAAUUCGAGAGAGAAUGGGACAGCGAUGACCGAAUUCCCUGUCUUUGUGGUUCAACAGGCUGCAAGGGAUUCCUGAACUAG